Messenger RNA from Thunnus maccoyii (southern bluefin tuna), 1915 nucleotides. RefSeq names its product galactose-specific lectin nattectin-like. The coding region runs from base 1 to 450 and encodes 149 amino acids. Lineage: Eukaryota; Metazoa; Chordata; Actinopteri; Scombriformes; Scombridae. The transcript has 4 exons. The record is from RefSeq and is a predicted model, not a curated record.
AUGAGACUAUCCCCCUACCCACCGCUGCCUUGUGUUGCAGUUUCUGGCUGUCCUCCUGGUUGGACUCAGUUUGGCUCUCGCUGCUUCAUUUUCUUCCGCAUUGCAAGGGCUUGGACUGAUGCAGAGCGUACCUGCAUUUCGGCUGGUGGGAAUCUGGCCUCGAUCCACAGUGCUGAUGAAAACAGCUUCCUCAGAAACCUGAUUGUAAGAGUGACUGGCCAUCCUUUUCAUACCUGGAUCGGGGGCUUCGAUGCAGUGAAAGAGGGAACGUGGAUGUGGACUGAUGGCUCAAGGUUUGACUACAGGCGCUGGAGUGUCGGGCAACCAGACAACCAUGGAGGAGUAGAAAACUGUAUAGAGAUGAACUGGGGAGGUACAAAUAUCUUUUCUUCACUUCCUGAUGUUGAUUUUUAUUGUGGAGAAAUAAUGACGCCUGAAAAUAUUUUUUGAACAAUACAGUGUGCUGUAUGGUCAUGUGUUGCCUCUGUUGGUAUAUUAGUAGGUAUACUCAAAGCAUUCUUAAGAUUUGUCUGAUAAGCUUUAGAAAAUGUACACAUAUGGACAUUUAGAUGUAAUCUUAUCCAUUGAUUUAGUUUGAAAAAAACUAAACUCUGUAAAACAUUUAUAAUGGCUUUUCUUUGUUUGUCAAUCUCUCCCUACAGGAAGCUUUUGGAACGAUGGCAGGUGUUUCUGGACAAGACCUUUUGUUUGUGCCAAGGAUCUGUGAUACAUCCUACCAUGUGCCACCAUGCCUGCCUUGAUGAGGAAUUCACUUCCUCUUUAAUGUCAGGCUCUACUGACAGUCAAAGUAAAAUCAAAUACUUCCAGAUCAGUAAACAAUAGAAAUUGUGUGAUUAUUAAUUCUGAUUUUUGAUUAUUUGAUAACAUUGAGUUAAUGGAUUUAGAGGAAAAGCUGCUUCACUAAGAUGGUUUAAUGGGAUUUUUUUGUCUGUAUAGUCAUAUACACAUCCAGGCUAAUAUAAGAAACUGAAAGAAGAAUAUCUACUAUUAUUCCACUGACAAAAACAAUACUCUGAAACAGCUUGUGCCUGUCAUACAAACUAAUAUUGUAGAAAAAAAGUUCUCUUUCUCAUUUUACUUAAGUUAAUGUUGACAAAACAGUAAGCGGACAUGAGGCGUUUAGAGCUUCCAUCAGCACAGAGACCCUUCUACUAAGACCGAAGGAGACGCACCAUGAAAGUCGAUAUUUAUUAAAACUCACAACUCAAGUAAAAACAGUGCAGAUGACAUGAGUUUGAACUUAAUUGCAAUAUUGUGGAAGCCUUGCUGUACAUACUAGAUCACAUGUAUGUCUUCAAACUGUGUGCUUUGUUUAACAGCCGACUGGUUUGUUUCUCUUGUAAAAUGUCCCAAAGCUGUAUUUUCUUUUUUGUUUUUACCAAUUUUAACUUUUGAAAUUUUGUAAUCAACCAACCAAUCAGAUACACAUAAACCAUGUUCUUCAUUGAAAGCAUAUUUUUGUCUGGUCUUGAUUUCUUGGCUUUGUUCACAUUUGAAGUAUUUCUUAAAUAGUUAAAGAUAAAUGACGUAUAUUUUAAAGACAAGAGAAGAGAGACACAGAGUCAGAAUUCUAAAUGUUUGACUCAGACCAACACACCAAAACCAGCCACGUUUACUAUUUCUAUGUGUGUUAAACUUGAAUCAAAAAUAUUGGUGUUAUUCCUGUCCUUUAGAAGGGGAUAAAUACCAUAGAUUUAUAUAAUCAGGUAAACUACAAAAUUACACAUUAAUCCUACAUAGCUUGAAAACACCACAAAUUGUGGCUUUACAGUACAUGUGCCGAGCAGAUUCAAGAUAUUAAUACAGAUUUACUGUAGAUCUGUGAUGGAAGAAGUAUUCAGAUCCUUUACUUCAGUAAAAGUACCAAUACAGCAAUGUAAAAAUAUUCCAUUAA